This is a messenger RNA of Siniperca chuatsi (mandarin fish), 1399 nucleotides long. RefSeq names its product programmed cell death 5 (gene pdcd5). Gene Ontology annotation, cellular component: nucleus; cytosol. Gene Ontology annotation, molecular function: DNA binding. The coding region runs from base 139 to 519 and encodes 126 amino acids. Lineage: Eukaryota; Metazoa; Chordata; Actinopteri; Centrarchiformes; Sinipercidae. The transcript has 6 exons. The record is from RefSeq and is a predicted model, not a curated record.
UUUUUCGAUGUUGAUUACACUCCCCUGAGCUAGGUAGGGCCUCGUUGCUUGCCUCUGAUGGGAGUUUAGAUUGCAUUAUAAUAAUACGUUACCUCAUCCCUUUUUCAGUCUUCUAGGUCUAUAUUACUUUCUUAAACCAUGGCAGACGACGAAUUAGAAGCAAUUAGACGGCAAAGAAUGGCGGAACUACAGGCAAAACACGGGGAUUCUUCAAAUAACCAGCAAGGAGAGGAGGCCAAACAAAGAGAAACAGACAUGAGGAACUCUAUAUUAGCUCAAGUUCUCGACCAGUCUGCCCGUGCCAGAUUGAGCAAUCUUGCUUUGGUGAAGCCGGAGAAGGCCAAUGCAGUUGAAAACUAUCUCAUUCAAAUGGCUCGUUUUGGAAAGUUAGGAGGAAAGAUUUCGGAGUCAGGCUUGAUCGAGAUUCUAGAAAAGGUCAGUCAGCAAACGGAUAAGAAGACAACUGUCAAAUUCAACAGACAGAAGGUGAUGGACUCAGAUGAUGAAGAUGAUUACUAACUUUAAACGGGAGCCCUGGAAUGAGCCAAGAAAUCUGGAGAAGAUAUAAUUUACUGGGACUGUCAUAGCAUCUUUGACUAGCUGAAUCCUGGGAUGCUACACUAGCUUCCGUGUGUCUCUGGAAACUACAUACCAAGAGGGAAGAACAACAAAGUAAAGUUGAUACUGUGGCAUAAGUGGUGGGGGUGGAACACACACAGUGUCAAUUAAAGCGUUCUUUUGCGCUCUCUUUUUAAUCAAGUUGCUGCAAAUUUGCACUGCUUGUGUUGUACCCCUGACAGCUCAUGGCCCUGUUUGACUCCUCCAGUCCUCUCAGAGUUACUUUUUUUCCCCUUUAUUUUCACCAGGGUUGAUUUCUGUUCUUCAAUCACAAGAAGCUAGAUAAAAUGCGAAAUGUACUUCUGCAUUUUAUUUAGACUCUUCUGUGAAUACAAUACAUUCAGGGACAGCAUUCCAUUAGCUUUGGAUGGUGUACUUGGGUAUUUUUCUUUUUGCUGAAACAUGUAUCUUAAAGGUUUACAUAAACAUUUCAAAAAGCCUUAAAUGUUUGUUUUUCUAGUGAACCAUUUCUAAAAUGAUCAAUAAUAUGAAUGAGUGUUUUGAAAACCUUUUUGAAAAGGUUUCCAUUUUGGGUUUUUACAUGACUUAUGUUCCAUUGGGUCAAGGCACACAAUUAUCACGGUUGUGGCUAUGCUCAACGCAAGAACAGUAAACCUUUGCAGCAGCAUCACAUAGUAUCCUCACCGCCAUAGAAAAAUAGUUGACUUACUGUUUCUUUAUGGAUGAUUGACUCUUUGCUGAAUCAACAAUUUCAAAUUUUGAGUUAACAGAUUCCCAAAUGUAUCCAACUACUUUUAAAAUAAAAAGCAUGAAGGAGAAA